AAAAGAGAGCUUAAAGAUCACAGACCAACCAGCCAAAAGCAUCAAAGCAAGAGGUAUGACACCUGAUGCAAACGACUGUGUUGUCGAUCACUACUUUUCAUGUAAAGGACUUCGAAACGUCACGGAGGAGAGACAAACUUUACUCUUAGAUUUUUAAGCUCUUAACGUUUUCCGCGAAUUCUUUUUCUCGGAGAAUCGCUUCAUUUUCUCUCGAAAAAAAUCAAAAGAGACCAAUAUAAGACAAAAGUCUUCUGAGGUGAAGUCCUAAAUGUAGCACUUUUUGUAUCAUACUUAUGCCGCUUAUUUAAACUUAGUGCUUAGUGAUAUUUCAUAAUAAAAACAAGCGAGAUUAAAACAUGACGUUUCGGCGAAGACAUGUCAUCAUUAUCGAAUGUAAAAUUAUUAUAAGUUCAGUGACGUUUUAUAGAGAAUGGAAAGUGUGAAACGAAAUUAGAAUAAAAUGAGAUGGAGUGAAUCAGUCGUGUACUACAACCAGUUUUCACAAGUAGGAAAAUCUCGAAAGGUUUAAAAGUCACGGAAACAAAGCUAUCACUGGUAAACCAACAAAGCGUUGUAUAUGAAUCUAAAUGUAAUUCGUGUGAUGCGAAUUAUAUAGGCUACAAGAACCGUCACCUCCACCUUCGUAUUGAGGAGCACAACUAUUCCGUCAUCGGAAAACAUCUUAAAGACGAACACAAUCAAAGACCGAACAAUCUUCACGAGCAAUUUGCCAUCCUAAAGAAAUGCCGCGGAAAGUUUGAGUGCCUUAUCUGA
This is a messenger RNA of Pocillopora meandrina, 774 nucleotides long. The record is from the annotation of a GenBank genome assembly. Lineage: Eukaryota; Metazoa; Cnidaria; Anthozoa; Scleractinia; Pocilloporidae.